GUUUACGCUUCUCAGAACUGCCUGAUACCCCACUCUCGGCCCUUUCAAAUUUAGGCCAUAAUACAUCGUAUUUGACACUCGAACACUUGAUUUUGACAUGCGGCUUGUAAAUAUUCGGGCGCGGAAGUAUCCAAUGUAGAAGCUAACGGUAUUCUUUGCGCUUCAUAUUAAUAUUUUCAAGUAUCGGAAAAGAUGCGGGUAUUUGACGCGAAGUGAGCCUAUAACAGUAAAGUGCGAGUCGUAAUAAUGGUGAAAUGUCGACUUAAAUCAAAAAAGCAUCGUUGUGUAUACAUCAAACACAUAACGAAUCAUCAAAGAUGUUAACCUGUUUAAGAAAAAUACUUAAGCGGAGUCUCGCAGUUGGUAAAUUGCGCAAUCUGCUUCUACCUUUCGUUAUUCGAAAAAUAUGUGCGAUUGAAAGGGUGAUGCCACACUCGGUAUGGUUUAUAGUCACUUUGCAGCUCAUUAAAAAAAUAAUAGACAUCUCCAUUUAUGAGUUUGAAAUCUUUAUGCGCAUCGAUAAGCUGCAGAGAUCGGUGCUAGCAGCGAUUCUCUGCUGCUUCACGUCGAGACAUCAUGAAGCUUUAUCCGCGUUUCUCACUUUUAUGUAGAAAUUGCUGGUAUAUCGACUGAGAAUGAGCUUGACUUUUUUCUU
Molecule: messenger RNA, 655 nt
Organism: Plasmopara halstedii
Lineage: Eukaryota; Oomycota; Peronosporomycetes; Peronosporales; Peronosporaceae
Exons: 1
Coding region: 318-611 (97 amino acids)
Source: RefSeq, a predicted model, not a curated record